UUUAGCACAAAACCCAUAAACCUAGCUCAAAUCCUCUUCAUACUCCCCAAAAAACCCUAUUCCCCUACAGACCACCAUCUCCGCCGCCCGCGAAGGUCGCUGAUUUCCAUCUCCACAACCAUGGCGGACGUUGAAGCCGAUGUGACGAGUGGACAGCCAAAGAAGAGAACGUUUAAGAAGUUUAGCUACAGAGGCGUUGAUCUCGAUGCUCUUCUCGAUAUGUCCACUGAUGAGCUCGUUAAGCUCUUCAAUGCUCGUCCUCGUAGAAGGUUUCAGAGAGGUUUGAAGAGGAAGCCGAUGGCACUGAUCAAGAAGCUGCGGAAGGCGAAACGCGAGGCUCCACCAGGUGAAAAGCCAGAGCCUGUCAAGACUCACCUGAGGAACAUGAUUAUCGUUCCUGAAAUGAUUGGAAGUGUUAUUGGAAUUUAUAAUGGAAAGACUUUCAAUCAGAUUGAAGUCAAGCCUGAGAUGAUUGGCCACUAUUUGGCUGAGUUUUCUAUCUCAUAUAAGCCUGUCAAGCACGGUAGACCUGGUAUUGGUGCUACUCAUUCGUCAAGGUUUAUACCACUCAAGUGAUCUGGCCGAGUUCUCUAUCUCAUAUAAGCCUGUCAAGCUUGGUAGACCUGGUAUUGGUGCUACUCACUCAUCAAGGUUCAUACAACUCAAGUGAUUUGGGCGCCAAUGUCUACUUUUGCUUCUGUUCUAGCCUUGUCUGAACUAUUUCGUACAACAAUUUUGAUGUGAGACCAAGUGUUAUUACUGUUUAGUUCGUAAGACUAGUGUUUUCCUGAAACAUCAAAAUGGAUUUGGCAUUUUUUAAAUCAUGAAUAUCGUCAUAUUUGAUUUGCAGAGUA
Molecule: messenger RNA, 854 nt
Organism: Nicotiana attenuata
Lineage: Eukaryota; Viridiplantae; Streptophyta; Magnoliopsida; Solanales; Solanaceae
Product: 40S ribosomal protein S15
Exons: 4
Coding region: 121-576 (151 amino acids)
Biological process (GO): ribosomal small subunit assembly; translation
Cellular component (GO): ribosome; cytosolic small ribosomal subunit
Molecular function (GO): structural constituent of ribosome; RNA binding
Source: RefSeq, a predicted model, not a curated record